Molecule: messenger RNA, 1228 nt
Organism: Oncorhynchus gorbuscha (pink salmon)
Lineage: Eukaryota; Metazoa; Chordata; Actinopteri; Salmoniformes; Salmonidae
Gene: mmp21
Product: matrix metallopeptidase 21
Exons: 8
Coding region: 1-1209 (402 amino acids)
Biological process (GO): collagen catabolic process; proteolysis; extracellular matrix organization
Cellular component (GO): extracellular matrix
Molecular function (GO): metalloendopeptidase activity; zinc ion binding
Source: RefSeq, a predicted model, not a curated record
AUGAGGCUGAUAGGAGAGGGUUACAGCAGUCAGCUGACCAUACAGGACCAGAGACACAUCAUCAGCCUGGCCUUCAGGAUGUGGAGCGAGGUGUCUCCCCUGGAGUUUAUAGAGGACACAUCCUCUCCCCUGGCGGAUGUAGACAUCAAACUGGGUUUUGGAACAGGGAGACACUUGGGAUGCAACCAGAAGUUCGAUGGUACUGGACGAGAGUUUGCUCACGCCUGGUUCCUGGGAGACAUUCACUUCGAUGACGAUGAACAUUUUACUGCACCUAACACUGGCAGUGGGAUCAGCCUGCUCAAAGUGGCAGUGCAUGAGAUAGGCCACGUCCUGGGCCUGCCUCACAUCUACAGGACUGGUUCCAUUAUGCAACCCAGUUACCUGCCCCAGGAAGCAGGCUUCGAGAUCAACUGGAUGGACAGGAAGUCCAUACAGCACCUCUAUGGGGGCUGUAAGGGUCAGUUCAACACAGUGUUUGACUGGAUCAGGAAGGAGAGAACCCAGUACGGUGAGGUGGUGAUUCGUUUCAACACCUACUUCAUGAGGGACGGCUGGUACUGGCUCUAUGAGAACAGGACCAACCGGACCCGCUAUGGUGACCCGGUGGCUCUUCAGGUGGGCUGGCACGGCAUACCCCCCGACGGGGUAGACGCAUGUGUUCACGUGUGGAACAGGAACACUGAUGCUGUCUACUUCUUUAAAGGCACCCAGUACUGGAGGUAUGACGAUGACAAUGACCAGGUGUUUACAGUGGACCCUGAGGGACACCUCUACCCUAGACUCAUCUCUGAGGGGUUCCCAGGGGUGCCCAGUCCUAUAGACACAGCCUUCUAUGACAGGAGGGACUACCACAUCUACUUCUUCAAGGGCACUUAUGUGUAUGUGUUCGACGUGACAGCCAACCGCGUGUCUCCAGGCUUCCCCAGGAAGAUCACCGCUGUGUUCCCAGCAGUAGUGUCUGGGGAUCACCCGGGCGGUAGCAUAGACGCCGCCUACUUCUCCUACACGCACAACGCUGUCUUCCUGGUCAAGGAUACGCAGUUCUGGAGGGUGGUGGGGAGGAGCAGAGACCGCUGGAGGAGACCGGCGCUGCCACGCAACGGCCUGCUGCCACACAACGGCCUGCUGCCACACAGGAAGGUGGAGGAACAGUGGUUUGACAUUUGUAACGUUCACCCCUCGGCCCUGAAAGUGGCCCGUCGAUGAGAGGGGGGGCUAUGAGGAU